Molecule: messenger RNA, 6444 nt
Organism: Trichoplusia ni (cabbage looper)
Lineage: Eukaryota; Metazoa; Arthropoda; Insecta; Lepidoptera; Noctuidae
Gene: TBC1D16
Product: TBC1 domain family member 16
Exons: 7
Coding region: 558-2777 (739 amino acids)
Biological process (GO): activation of GTPase activity
Cellular component (GO): early endosome
Molecular function (GO): GTPase activator activity
Source: RefSeq, a predicted model, not a curated record
UAUGUCAAAGUGAUCAAUGUCAAUUAGGUAACCUUUGAGACUAUGUCCAAAUAUGUGUUAUUGAAUCAUAUUCCUACAGGCCACGGGAGGCUAGUUAUUCAUCAGCCAAUAAGUUAAUAGGCACUAGAAAGUACUGCAGUUUGACUAUAGUAUAGUAAGUAAGUCUGCUGAAAAUAAUUGUAUAAAGGAUACCUACUUCGUGUUAUAGUUUGACUGAAAGACACACAACUAUAGCACGAAAAAUAAUAAUAAAAAAGUUGUAGUAAUAUUCUAUCAAUUAAUCAUAACCCUGCUUCGAUAAAUUAUCAGUAAAUAACGAUGUCACACGUGUUGACCGCUCAAGUUGCAAAGUGACACAACUGUGACGUUAGUCCCGAGCGCCGGUUCUAUUCUCGCUGACCGAUCAAUACAGUGUUAUCAACAUAGCUGUGUAGGUGUUUACAUGCGCGUAGUACACACAGAGCUCCGGUUGAAUGAGGUUGUCGCGAGUGAUAACGCUUCGCAGUACAAGUUAAUGGUGAUAUAAUUAAGGAAAUGUGAACAUAUCCCGCAGCGAAAUGCCGCUGCCUGAAAUAUUAAAACGAGCCUCUAGCUAUUUCCUCGGUUUGGAGUUCGACGAUAAUGAGGAACCUCCGGAUUACGUCGACAACGAAAUAUUGUUUUGCAAGAACAAUGUGUGUGUGCAUCCACCGACCGUAGCCAGGCACGAACUGGACAUAGUCCACCAUCCAGGUUACCUCACGGUCACUACCAAAGUGUUUACUGAUCAACAUAAUAACGCUAAGCGACCGACGCUUUUCUUGAACUGGAUUCCAAAUUCUACGCUGCGUAAAUGUCCUUCAGCUGUAGAAACCAGUCCAAGCGAUGAAUUGAUGUGCGCUGGCAAGCCGGCGAUUCCAAAGGAAAUACCCAAGGCGCGCAUUAAUACAAACACGGCAAAAGUUGAUGCUAACAACGAACACGCAUUUUCCGACUCCUCAGAAACUACUAGCAUUAAUUCGAACUCCGAUAAGCAGAGCAUAAAGUCUUCUGAUACGAGGUAUACGCACAACGAUGUGACGCAGGACGAGUUGUCCUCUAGCUCUAAGCCGACUGUGAAGUCCAUGGAUUCAGGGAAAGAUAAUGUUUUCAGUAGUUUUGAAAAGGAUGAGUCUAGAGACGAAGUGUUUGUAUACGACAAGCAUGUGCGAUCUCAGUCAAUGACGUCUGUAAACAUCACGAUCGCUAAUCCGACGAUAGAGAACGUCGACUUGACCCCUGACUCGGUGUCAGGAGACAAAUUUAUUAGGUCACUGUCAAUGAGCUCGUGUGACGAGGGCAACCCGAACUGGAUGAGUACCCCGGAGUUUUUGGCCCUUAAACACAAUUUAGUGUUUCCUGACAGUGUCCAUAGCUCGCCAGUACCGCAGAGGCGGGCGCCUUUAAAAUGUCGAAGGUUCUCAGUGGAUCUGAGCCAAAUGCGGUCGCUGCGGUUAUUCUUCAACGACGACAACUGCACGUGCGGUCAGCUAGUGGUGGCAUCGAGAGAAUCGCAGUACAAAAUACUGCACUUCCAUCAUGGAGGUUUGGACCAUCUGGCGCAGGUCCUCCAUCGAUGGCACUCCUUGCUGCACAACAUUAAACUCACUCCAGGCACAUUGUCCGCAGGUUCCGAAGAGCCGAAUCUCCCCUAUCGCCAUUUUAUGGUAUGCCGUCCAGAAGUUCAGAAAUCCGAACAACAUCCCGAAGAAGGGAAACUCCCUAAGAUAUCUCCAGAAUUGUUUUACGGGAAAAUUAUGAACGGGAAAGGGGUGAUCGAAGAUGAUCUCUUUUUGAGGAAAUGUGUAUUUUUUGGAGGUUUAGACAGGGAGCUUAGGAGGGAAGUCUGGCCGUUCCUUUUACACUGUUACCCGUACAAUUCAACUUAUGAUGAGAGGGAAAUAAUACUCCAGAUUCGGUCUCGAGAAUAUGAAGAAAUAACAAGAAGGAGACUGGAAAAGAUGACGCCCGAACAACAUGCAGUGUUUUGGAAGACGGUGCAGUGUGUCAUUGAGAAGGAUGUCGUCAGGACGGACAGAGGCAACCCUUUUUUCGCAGGCGAAAAUAAUUAUAAUGUAGAAAUUAUGAAGAAUAUUUUAUUAAAUUAUGCUGUCUACAAUCCUGUUUUAGGCUAUACGCAAGGAAUGAGUGAUCUCUUGGCUCCAGUGCUUUGCGAGAUCAAAUGCGAGGCGGAAGCUUUUUGGUGCUUCGUUGGUCUGAUGCAAAGGGCUAUAUUUGUAUGCACACCUACUGACAACGACAUGGAUAAUAACCUAAGCUACCUACGCGAAUUGAUUAGGAUAAUGUUGCCACAUUUUUACAAACAAUUGGAGAAACAUGUUGAUGCUAUGGAAUUGCUUUUCUGUCACCGUUGGAUAUUACUAUGCUUCAAACGGGAGUUCACCGAGGCAGUAGCGCUUCGCAUGUGGGAGGCCUGUUGGGCUAACUACCAGACGGACUACUUCCACCUGUUCUUAUGCUUGGCCAUCAUUGCUGUGUACGCCGAUGACGUCAUAGCCCAAGACCUCAAUACAGACGAGAUGUUGCUGCAUUUUAGCUCCUUAGCGAUGUACAUGGACGGCCGGCUCAUACUGCGCAAAGCGAGAGGUCUCCUCCAUCAGUUCCGUCAACUGGUCCGGAUCCCCUGCACCCUCGUCGGCAUGUGCCAGCGAUGUGGACCAGGGAUAUGGGACUCGACCCACAGGCCCAGCGUCGAAUGCACCGGAGCCCACGACUUCUGCAAGUACGCGGUACAAUAAUGGGGAAAGUAUCUUCAGUUUAUGUGAGCAGAAAUAAUGCUUCAAGAAAUUUGGUUUUCGAAGUGCUGGUAUUAUAUUCGGAUGCGUUUAUGAGGAAAACAAAUAUCUCUGGUAAAACAUGGGUAGAUAUAGCAUCUACCUAUAGAUAGAUCUAGGAUAGGUUAUUUAUUUUGAUUGCAAAUGAAAGGGAUACUGGUGACCUGCUACCACCGCUUGAUGUAAGCUUGUGCAACUGUGGAAGCGAAACGGAGCACUAAAUAUAGAGUGUUGUUUCUCUUCUUCAAUUGCAAGAGUUCAAGAGGUGGUGUAAGGCACUUUGCUAUCCAAAAAUUAAACUGGACGGUAUUUUACAUCAACAAAGAAAUCGAAUGCGUAGAGCUUUUGAGUCAUUGGCUUACUAGAAAAUCCCUAAUCAGUAUUUAAUAGUUUAGUAAGUUUCGGUUUUGAUUUUUGUGCUUACUUGGCACAGUACCAUAUAAUUUGCCAUAUAGUUUCGUUAUUUAUUUUUAAAUGGUUAAGAUAGAUAGAAAUACCUAGUUAGUUUUACAAGAAUUGCAAAAAAGCUCUACUUUUAAGAAGUGUAGUAUAGAACAGUAAUUAUUUACACAAUAGUGCUUCUUUUUUAAUAACAGUUUACUUACGCGUCUUAUCGAGAUUGUUCGACCAGUUUUGCUCACGAACUGCCUCAGCUCAUGAUUAAUUAAGGAUUUAUCAGGAUCAGUUGGGGCAGAAAAAUACUAGUCGAAAAAUACGCGUGAGUACCGUUAUCAAAUAAUUAUUUACACAACGUUUCUAUAUUUACCGAUAUGUUGUCUUCUAAUGUAUCUAAGUAAAAUAGCAUGAUUCCUGUUAGAAAGUUGCAAAGUAUGCGUAAAUUAAAUAAAAGAAUCACGUUUUCUUUAAAGACCUAUUUACGUAAUGCGAAAAGGUUUUCGCGUAAAUGUGAAAAUAACUGUGUAUGUGUCAUUCAUGCUUUUGUACAAAUAUGCUAAUCCUAUUGAAAUGACAACUGUAUUGUUGUUCUAGUUCUCUGGUAACAGUCUUUUGUAACUUACAGGCUGUAUGAGAAAAGAAAAUUGUGUUUAAAUGACAUUCACAAAUACAUUAUGCUUUAGAAAAAUGAAUCUUACUAGGCAUAUGAGUGCUAUGAGCAACCUUUGCUACGCUUGCCUUAAAACAAUAGCUGUUCAUUCUCUGGUCAAAAAACACAAAAGCUUUGCAUAUUACUAAAAAAAGUAUACGUAUAAUAGUGCAUUUAAACAAGUGCACAUCGUACAAAUAUUUUACAAGUACAAAUUAUAAUCAGUAUUAUGAUACAAAAUUAAAAAGAACGCGUCAAUGGUUGGAUUUUCACAAAUGGUCGGGUAUUUCGGAUUUGGCCAGAACAUAUCAAAUUGGUAACGAAAUAUGUUCUUAAUAAAAUUAUCAACAAAAUUAAAAUUACUUAUUACCGUCAUCACUAACAUUAGGUGAACGUUGUACCUGUUUUACUUAUAAAAUAGUACCUGGAUUGUCUAGGGCCAUUUCAUAUCAGUCACACAUAAAGAUCAAAAAUGUUUGAGAAACUCUGUAAUAUAAAUAUGUGAGUAUAUUUAUAGAUGUCAUUAUUACCUAUUUAUAGUAUACAUAGAUGACAUCUUUAUUCGUUACGAUUUUGCUAAAUAUUUACCGGCAGCGUUUGAUUAGUCUAAAAUAUAAUAUCCAGUUAAACUAGGUUUAAUUGUAAAAUUAAAUUGUUACUAUAAAUAUAUGCUUAUUGUUGUAAAUGUAUAUCAAUCUCUUUGGCAGUGUUGUAUGUACCUGUACCUAUACUUCUUAUAUGUAAGUAAUACGCACGUCUUAUUAUGAACUAUUCGAUCUCAUAUUUUACACUUCCAAGAUAAAGAAUGAAUGUGAAAAGACAGCUUUUUUUCCGUGAUAAUGUUUGUUGAGUUACCUACUGGCAAAUAAAAAUCCUACUUAAUUUUCCGUUUAUUUUCAGACUACUUGCUUAAUUAGCUAAAGGAUCUAGACAGACGGACCGCAUUUCAACUGGAAUCAAACUGCAAAUUGCAGUCAGCGUGCGAUCGGAUUGAACGUUUGAUUUACAGUUCUAUUGCAGUCUGCUGCAUUCAAACUGCAAUUUACGGUUAGAUUACAGUUGAAAUGCCGUCCGCCAAUCUAGAGCCUAAAACAAAUAGUUGACUAGUAAUUUCACAUACGUUUUAAGGUCGCAAAAUAAUAUUAUAUUGUCAGUAGAAACAUUGUACAAAUUCGAGUAUUAUUAAAUUUGUUGGACGUUAAAUAGCAAGCAACUUAAUACGUAAAAUCAAUAUCAAAAGUGAAUGUUAAUUCUUAACAAACUUGUUUAAUAUAUUAGAUAUAUUUACACCCUAUAGAUAUACAGGCUCCCUUGUAAAAAGGUCCUUGAUAAUAUCAUAAACUAUAGAAUGUAAAAUAUGUUUACACUGUUUCGAUGCUUGACUGUAACGCAUACCGGUAAUCUAUAUUAUUAUUUGCCUAUCAAGAUGCGGUGGCGUGUCGAGCCAAGUUCAAGUAAAAGAUAUGACUUGUACACACGGAUUAGCCAAGUCAGACCUUAGGCUACAAUAUGUACAUUUUAAAAAUUUAUGAGAAGUAUUGGUAUUUAUGUUUUUAUAACAAAAAUUCAGGGCUGACAGUUGAACUUGGCAUCCAUUUAGGUUUGACAUCUUUCGUUGUUGAAAUCAGCAAUCAUGGCGUUAUAUGGUGUAAUACAUUAAGGUAGCUAAUAGUUAGGAUGGUGUUAGUGUCAAAGGAUGGAUGGAUUGGACAGCCAAUAACUAAUAUUCUUUUCAGCCUAAUUAAAGGCUCAAUUCCACUUUUUGUCAGAUCUAUCUCUUUUGUACUACAAAACAUUAGGUUAACGCUUAUUAAGACACUAAUGACACUCUUUUACAAAAAAGAUCGUUUCUAUGUAUUCUCUUUUAAUUGUACUUGACCGCAAAUUAUGUAUAUCUAGGUAAUAUUUAGAAUAAAAAUAAUGUUAUUGAGAAUAAAGUAAUAUACCUACCACUUAUGUAUAUGAGGCUACAGAAUAUUUUAAAUGUUUUAUUUUCGCAUAUUGUGAAUUGUUACGCGUACUGUGAUAAAUAUUGAUCUGCUUGUAUUAUAUUGUGUAAAUGUUGAUAAAAUUGAUGUAAUGAACUUAAUGUAUUGAGGAAUAGGAAUCAUAUCUAUUUAGAAAUAAAUGUACAAGCAUUCCAUAGUGUUUUAUUAAGUCGAUAGUAUUUUCCCUGGCUCUGUCCGCAUAUACACAAUAUCAACUUUCUGUGCUAUUUUGUUAGGGGUGGAAAGCUUAUGACAUAUCCAGGCAUGGCAGGGAAUGGCAUUGGUCUCUGUACCAAACCCGCUGUGUGCAACGUGUUGCGGGUUCGACCUCCAUGAAGAACAAGCGUUUAUGUGACCCAGGUAUGCCUUAAGCCUGGAAGUCUUGUGUAUGCGACUUGCCCCCCCCGCGACACAAAGAAUAGAAAUAAGUCGCGGGGUCGUUUAAAAAAAACGUGCGUAGUCAAUGUAAUUUCGUAAUUCAGCAUGUGUGUUGUUUAGGUUUAUUACAAACCUACAAAUAUUAUGUGUCCAUCAUGGGCCUAGCCUUUUCCCAACUAUAUUGGGGUCGGGUUCCAGUCAAGCCGAUUCCGUAAAGUAC